UACGUCAUUAGCGCGAGACAGUAUUCACCAAACAACACACAGCAGUGACUUCCGCGAUCGAUGUUGGCGAAAACAAACCGGAGAACCGACAUAGCCGAGAAAUAUAACUCGUCCUUGUUAAACUCCCGGCCAGGUAUGGUAUGGAGAGCCCGAAUAGGGUGAAUGAAUUCUGGGGACAGAGCGAGACAAAAAGGACCAGCGCGUGCAGGAGGACAAACCUGCGGACAGGUGUCUGACGGAACUGGCCGGAGUCCGCUGGACAGGUUACGCUUUUUAAUCCGAACCCUCUGCCAGCUCCCGGUGACUUUGCUCCGAGCUCUGCUCCUGCUCCUUUUUUGGCUGCUCCGGCCGCUCCGCCGAACCAUGGCGGCCAGGACCAAAGAUCGCGGUUCCGAGUGCAGUGAGGAAACGGGAGAGGUGAUCCGAAACUACCACAAACAAGCGUUUGAGUUCAUUUCCUUGGCUCUGCAGAUCGAUGAGGAUGACAAAGGUGAUAAGGAUCAGGCGGUGCAGUGGUACAGAAAAGGCAUCGCUGAGCUGGAGAAGGGCAUCCGUAUUCAGGUCACUGGAGCCGGUGAGAAGGCAGAAAGAGCCAGAAAGCUUCAGGACAAAAUGACCAACAACCUCACCAUGGCCAGAGACCGGCUAGAGCUUCUGGGCAAACUGCUUUCAAAGUCCCCAGCAGAGGGCUGCUCUGAUCACACUGGCUUGUCUUUCUCCAAUGGAAACCUGCGCCCAGUUGCAGGCAGCGGAGCUGUUUCCAAAAAGAGGGACACUCUCACAAUCUCAAGUCAGUCCCAUCAGCGACCCAAAAACCAAUCCAAAUCUGCCCCUGCAACUUCCCUGCACCGCACAGCUUCAGCCGGUCACAGCAGCAGGACCGGCCCUCAGAACCUGAAGGGGCCCUCAGCAAGAGGAGGUAACAGAAAUAACGCUAAAGCCAGCAACACUGCUGCUGCAUCGCCUCAGAGAAAAAGAGACAUGAAGAACUUUAAAAACGUGGACAGCAAACUGGCCAACCUCAUUCUCAAUGAGAUUGUAGACAGCGGAGCUGUGGUGCAGUUUGAUGACAUAGCAGGGCAGGACUUGGCAAAACAGGCACUGCAGGAAAUCGUUAUCCUCCCUGCUCUUCGUCCAGAGCUGUUUACUGGUCUCAGGACUCCUGCUAGAGGCCUACUGCUCUUCGGCCCUCCUGGAAAUGGAAAGACCAUGCUGGCAAAAGCAGUUGCAAUGGAAUCUAACGCUACAUUUUUCAACAUCAGCGCUGCCAGUCUCACCUCCAAAUAUGUGGGAGAGGGUGAGAAACUGGUUCGAGCUUUGUUUGCGGUUGCUAGGGAACUGCAGCCGUCAAUCAUCUUCAUAGAUGAGAUUGACAGUCUGCUGUGUGAGAGGAGAGAGGGCGAGCAUGACGCCAGCAGAAGACUCAAAACAGAGUUCCUCAUCGAGUUUGAUGGAGUGCAGUCAGGAGGAGAUGACCGUGUGUUAGUGAUGGGAGCCACUAACAGGCCUCAGGAGCUCGAUGAGGCUGUUCUUAGGCGAUUUGCUAAACGCAUUUAUGUGGCUUUACCUACAGAGGAGACUCGUCUGAAGCUGCUCAAGAACCUCCUCAGCAAACACAAAAACACUUUAUCUCAGAAAGAGCUGAGUCAGUUAGCCAGGAUGACAGAGGGUUACUCCGGCAGUGAUCUGACCUCACUGGCUAAAGACGCUGCUCUUGGACCUAUCCGAGAACUGAGGCCUGAACAAGUGAAGAGCAUGCCAGCCAAUGAGAUGCGGGACAUCCGUUUCUCUGAUUUUGUUGAUUCGCUGAAGAGGAUAAAGCGGAGCGUCAGUCCUCAAACGCUGGAUCAGUACGUGCGCUGGAACAGAGAUUAUGGAGACACAACCGUAUGACAUCGACACACUGUGGAAAGAGGAAGUCAAAUGUUUUUUACUGAAGACGUGGAAUAAAAAAAUCUUGAGAGGGAAUUUCUGUUAUUUAGUCUUUUCUAUGACUUUGUUUUUGCCGUCUUGGGAGCUCAGGUUGAGAUUUGCUUUGACUGAAUUGACAAUGGCUCUUCUAAAGAUUUUUCUACAAAAACAAAAAACAUUUUGCUUGAAUUCUUCCAAAUGAUUGAUGUGUGAAUGAUUAAGCACUUAACGUCUGUGGUGUUUGUGUGUUCUCAGAUGCAGAUGCAUUUGUUUCUCUUAUUUAGUUGCUUGAUGUGUUUUUGCUUCAUGUAUCUCAAAUGGCGAUGCUGGGAAACGAUGCGUGCUGCAGUCAAUCAAAUAACACUUGAGGACACUGAUGAUAAGUGAAGGAUUAAAGAAUGUACUGAUUAGAAACCAUUUGCAUUUGUAUUGACCAGCACUCCAUGUUUUUUCCAUUUGCAGGCACUAGGGGGCAUCAGUUUAGACUGUAUAUGAAUGUCUUCCUAAAUGUUUUCUGCUAGAACUAAAGUCAUGAUAUUGUUUCAUGUACAAGUUUUUCCAAGUCUGCUGUGUCUUUUAAUAAUUUUGAGUUUGAAAAUGUUUGCGGUGAACAACUGGAAUGCUUAACAGAAAAAAAGAUUGUACUGUGUUGUUUUAAAUUGAAAACAGCUUAAAUAUUUGAAAUUAUGCCUCGUAUUUAUAAAAUAUACUUUUAUAAUCGAAAUAUAAUUUAGACGUUAAUAAUGUCAGUCUAAGAAUGCGAUAUAUCAUCAUUAAUGGCAAAUUUUUAAAUGUUUGCAAUGAGCCACAGUGAAAAAGUUGUAUUAAUUUGUCAAGUACAUGAUAAAAACACUUUAAAAAUAUUUAAAAUUAUUAUAAAAAUAAAAUAUAUUUUAUUGUGAGCCACAAAGAA
Molecule: messenger RNA, 2824 nt
Organism: Labeo rohita (rohu)
Lineage: Eukaryota; Metazoa; Chordata; Actinopteri; Cypriniformes; Cyprinidae
Gene: spast
Product: spastin
Exons: 17
Coding region: 163-1893 (576 amino acids)
Cellular component (GO): microtubule cytoskeleton
Molecular function (GO): microtubule severing ATPase activity; ATP binding; ATP hydrolysis activity
Source: RefSeq, a predicted model, not a curated record